AUGCCGAAACUGCUCCAGCUCUGUGACCCUUCUGAGAUAGCAGCAUCCAGACAUGUUUCAUAUAUGCAGCUCGGCAAGUCAUAUUGCCUAACACCUGCAGAAAGCCCACCCGACCCCCAAAACGCUUCUUCAUCUGUAUGGGAUGAGCGACGCUUAGAUGUGAAACUCAAUGACAAGGCUCUGUACUGCACGGAAGAACAGCGCGAAGCCAUUCGUGGCAUCUACGCACCAGGCGGUGGUCGCAUCGCGGAGAUCUUUUCUGAGACUCCCGCCAGUCAGGCUGAUGCUCUCACAUUUCUGAAGGACCACAAGCUCGAUUCGGAGUCACUGGAGAUGUUGGAGAGUAGAUGGAGUAUUGCCAGUGUGGUUCGAUGGAAGCGGAAGGGACCUCCAGCCGUCACAGUAGUCCGUACAACGUACCAAUGUGUCUGUGGAUACAAUACUGCUUCUCGCCAAGUAGGAAAGAAGAAGCGUACUGAAAAUGAUGUGCAAGUCUCUAAAGAAUGGAGUCGACACGCUCCUUAUGAUUUUACAAGUUGCUUAGUCCACGCAGAUAUUACAUAUAUCGACGUCGCCCCUCGUAUCAUAAGCCGUGUUAUCGGAUGGUUUCAGCAUAACGAUGCAUGUCAGAAAUCAUUGCUCGUUCGCUAUCCAGCUAUACCUCUUCAUGAGCAUGUUAUUCAGGUUGCGUUGAGGCAACUUCAACGAGGACUCGGGUUAGUAUCGUAG
Messenger RNA from Somion occarium, 729 nucleotides. NCBI's taxonomy places the organism in Eukaryota, Fungi, Basidiomycota, Agaricomycetes, Polyporales, Cerrenaceae. The record is from the annotation of a GenBank genome assembly.